Carcharodon carcharias (great white shark) is the source of this 1988-nucleotide messenger RNA. It is a transcript of the gene rnd3b, whose product is annotated as Rho family GTPase 3b. Lineage: Eukaryota; Metazoa; Chordata; Chondrichthyes; Lamniformes; Lamnidae. The transcript is spliced from 5 exons. Gene Ontology annotation, biological process: small GTPase-mediated signal transduction. Gene Ontology annotation, molecular function: GTP binding; GTPase activity. The record is from RefSeq and is a predicted model, not a curated record. Bases 322 to 1050 code for a protein of 242 amino acids.
CUGGACUACAGAACCCAGUAGUCCCUGAAAAGGCAUAUCUCCGCCUUCAGUCCGCAGCGAACAGGGCUGUUCCAAAGCGCCCCAUGGUCUUUGAGAUGUUAUAUUAGGAGGUGCGCAAACCCUAAGCAGAAACAGUUGUGGGUAGCUUGCAGUGUUAGUGGAACAGGGAGAGAGGCAGAAAGGCAGAUCCAAGACUCUCCGUGGUUUCUUUUUUAGGGAAGGAAUCAGCGCAUCACCUUCCACUUUUAACCAACGGUUUGUCGCUAGCAUUUGCAACCGGGCGAAAUUAAUUUUUUUAAACCCCCCUCCCAAUCCACGUCAAUGAAGGAAAGAAGGCCAAGCCAGAAGCUCACUAAAAACGCAAUGGAUAAUCAAACCGUCAAAUGUAAAAUAGUUGUGGUGGGAGAUAGCCAGUGUGGGAAAACUGCUUUGCUGCACGUUUUUGCCAAGGAUUGUUUCCCAGAGAGCUAUGUGCCCACGGUCUUUGAGAAUUACACAGCCAGCUUUGAGAUUGAAACACAAAGGAUAGAGUUGAGUCUCUGGGAUACUUCAGGAUCUCCCUACUACGAUAAUGUCCGACCACUUUCCUACCCAGAUUCUGACGCUGUUUUGAUUUGUUUCGAUAUAAGUCGCCCGGAGACCCUUGACAGUGUGCUUAAGAAGUGGAAAGGUGAGAUCCAGGAAUUCUGUCCAAACACAAAAACCUUGUUAGUUGGCUGCAAAUCUGAUCUGCGCACAGACCUGACAACAUUAGUGGAACUGUCCAAUCACCGACAGAAUCCUGUGUCCUAUGAUCAGGGUACCAACAUGGCCAAGCAGAUUGGAGCGGCAACGUAUAUAGAAUGCUCAUCGUUGUCAUCAGAGAACAGCGUUAGGGACAUUUUUCAUGUGGCAACGCUGGCUUGUGUGAACAAGCCAAACAAAAACGUCAAACGUAACCAAUCAAAGCGAGCCACAAAAAGGAUUUCACAUGUGCCCAGCAGACCAGAACUAACCACAGUGUCUCCAGACUUGCGGAAGGACAAGGCUCGAAGUUGCACUGUGAUGUGAGGAUGGUGGGGUUUGGGGAACAGUUGGAGACAGUCAGACGAAGUUACAGUGUGGAAUGAAAGGCUUUUUUGACAAAACAAAAGGACCACGUGCAGUGCACAGCAUCAUUUACAUACCAACGUGUCUCAAAUAGCCUUUGAAAAGAUAUCCUCCACCUUUUAUGUGCGGGACCUUGGGGUUCAGCAAGUGGAAUGAUUUGGCCUGAAAAAGCUGGAUAUAGAUGCUGUUACCGGAAUAUGUGAGAAAGAUAACCUUAUGAAUCCUUGGAACUCCUAAAGGCAUACCAGGUCAAAGACUUGAGGGCCUCAUACCAGUAAUAGGCACAUGAGCUUGUUAGGUGGGGAAGGGUGAAAAAGGAAAAAAAUAAACCAGCAAGCAAAAUAACAAUUACACUUCAUUCUUGGAAGUUUUUUCAGGGAUGCUGUAUUUAUAAGGACUUGUGGUGGGGGCAAUAUUGUCCAAAUAAUAUUGAACAUAUAAUGAGCGCUGUAGUUGCACUUUGUCCAUCAUCAUUGCAAAAAUAAGGUCAUUCCAUUGAACACCAUUAAACAAUUGGUUUCUUCACUAAACAAUGCUUUAUGAUUGGUGCAUCAUGAUGCUUUAGGGUGGUAUUAUAUAAUGGCUGGCAAAAGCUUCUCUGUAUUAGGUAUUGUAAACUUAAAUUAUAAAAUGUUUUCAAGAACUGUAGAGCGUCUUACAUUUUUUUUGAAUGUUGAAACUUGUAAGUCCAUUCUAAUGUUUUGGCAGUAUUUAUUGAAGUAUAGUAUUUUUUUUCUUGGAAAAUGUAAUCCAGUAUUGAUGUAAAUUAUUGCAAUAAUUCUUUGUUUUAAAGACCACCAAUUAGAAUUAUUCAAGCUGUUUAUAAUAAGCAGGCUGUUCUGUACCUGAUCACUAAACUGUAUUUUUAAUCUGAGCUUAUUAAAGCUUAUGAUCUAUUA